Molecule: messenger RNA, 417 nt
Organism: Drosophila santomea
Lineage: Eukaryota; Metazoa; Arthropoda; Insecta; Diptera; Drosophilidae
Gene: Tim10
Product: mitochondrial import inner membrane translocase subunit Tim10
Exons: 2
Coding region: 1-279 (92 amino acids)
Biological process (GO): protein insertion into mitochondrial inner membrane
Cellular component (GO): mitochondrial inner membrane
Source: RefSeq, a predicted model, not a curated record
AUGGCAUUGCCCCAGAUCAGCUCCGCCGACCAGGCCAAGCUGCAGAUGUUGCAGGAGAUGGAGAUCGAAAUGAUGUCCGAUUUAUAUAACCGCAUGACGAACGCUUGCCACAAGAAGUGCAUUCCGCCCCGCUACUCCGAAUCGGAGUUGGGCAAAGGCGAGAUGGUAUGCAUCGAUCGUUGUGUGGCCAAGUACCUGGACAUUCACGAGAAGAUCGGCAAGAAACUGACGGCCAUGUCCAUGCAGGACGAGGAGCUGAUGAAGAAGAUGUCUAGUUAACCUGGCACCACCCAUUAACCCACACUUCCGCUUAACCAAUGUGCAUUUUUGAAGCGCUACGAUUGUUAGAGGUACAUGUACAAAACACCCAGUUGUAGAGAAUAAACCACAGAUUUAUGUGUGCAACAUAAUAUCUCA